UUCAAAUGCUGGUUCAAACCACAGUCGUCCUCCGGAGAGAGUAAACAUCAAAAUAAGAACAGAGGAGCUCAAUACAGGCCUGGGGCCAACUGAUUUUAAUGAUAAUGGGCAGAUGGGAGUGCAGGCAGACACCGAAGAUUGCGAUAUUGAUACAGAAGAUACAGAAAGUUCUGGGUCCGAAACUUUAGACCUACUGCAAAAUGUACAUUUCCAAGAUAUAGGUCUCACUCACACAUUAGUUAAUAAUGAGCUACAUGAACACCAAAACGUCAGCAAUCACCAACAAGCACACACUGAAGCCAGUGAGGAUCAGCAGGACAUUUUCAGGCCUGUGAGCCUAGAUCCAGUGGUACAGACAGUGACAUCAUCGACAAAGUUGUCCAGCCCUACUGACCAUAAGCAACAUCGAGAGACGUCGAGUUCCAUUAGCACAAAGGAUGUUGAGGGUGAUCAUGACCACGGGAUGUGUGAAGAAUCAUUGAGAGACACACUGGAUAACGUGUCCUCACCUGAGCAGUUAACCACUGAGUACACUUGCCUUGUCGCCACAGCCAGCCUCAGUUCCUCUUCAGUUGUAUCAUCAUCAGGUUUACCGACAGCCAAUUCCAGCUCCACCACAUACAGAAAAGAGAUGACGACAGACAUAGCCGGGACUGAAUUGGUCAUGGACAGCUGUAUUAAUGCUGUGUUCGAAUCAGAGCAGUUUACCACUGCCCCUUCUACCAUCACAGUGAUGAACCCCAUUGCUUCUUGGGAGACUGAAGACGUCAGUGUGAAACCCGAAGAGAUUCAGCAGGGCCAAGACAAUGCUAAAAAUGGAUCCAUACCUGAGCAGUCAAUCGACCAACCUGAACUCAGCUCUGUCACUGAGACAAAUUCCUGCACCACCUUGAUGAGUGAAGUCUCCUUGCCUGAGCAGCCAGCUGAAAAACCUGGACUCAUCUCCCCCACUGUGGCAGAGUCUCGCACUACCUUGAACAGUGAAGUGUCCAUACCUGAACAGCCAGCUGAAAAACCUGUACUCAUCUCCACCACUGUGACAGAUUCUCGCACCAUCUUAAACAGUGAAGUGUCCAUACUGGAGCAAAUAGACGCAAAACCUCGACUCAGCUGUGCCAUGUUGAAAACUUCUCGCACCAGCUUAAACAGUGAAGUGUCCAUACCUGGGCAGCUAUCCAUUGAGGCUACCAACUCCAUCACACCAGCUAAAUACAGCGUGUCUGGGACCACACUAAACAUGAGCAUAUCAUCUGAGGACAUUCUGCUGGGUCUGGAUAGCUGUGACGAAGUGUCCAUAUCUGAGCAGCUAUCCAUUGAGCCUACCAACUCCAUCACAACAGCUAAAUACAGCGUGUCUGGGACCACACUUAACAUGAGCAUAUCAUCUGAGGACAUUCAGCUGGGUCUGGAUAGCUGUGACGAAGUGUCUAUAGUGACCAUUGAGCCAUUUACCCCAGACCUUGGGGACUCCAUCAGUGUGGCAAUGGCAAACUUCAUUUUAGAUGGAGAAGGCACCACAGCAACACUGGAGAGGCACCAAACAGUAAAGAACGAUGUUGAUGAUGAUGUGUCCAUACCUGAGCGACUAUCCAUCGAGCCUCCCAACUCAAUCACACCACCUCAAACUGGCUCUCAUUGUCAAAACCAAAAAGUUACAUCUGCUCUAUGGUCCGAUGUGAAGUCUGCUUUUGCCUCCAUUGCAAGACACAUGAGCAUAGAUCAGAGCAUGACAUCCAAAAGGAGUUCUACCAGCUCUCGUAGCCACAGUCUGUCUCUUGAAAUUCCAACUGAAAUCAGGGAGUUGUCUCUUGAACGCACAACCGAAUCUCUUGAGAUGUCAGCUCAGACAGGAGACUUACCUCUUGAAACACAUGAGCAUAGAUCAGAGCAUGACAUCCAAAAGGAGUUCUACCUGCUCUCGUAG
Molecule: messenger RNA, 1924 nt
Organism: Engraulis encrasicolus (European anchovy)
Lineage: Eukaryota; Metazoa; Chordata; Actinopteri; Clupeiformes; Engraulidae
Exons: 13
Coding region: 113-1924 (603 amino acids)
Source: RefSeq, a predicted model, not a curated record